AUUAAGAACCCUAAUUUGUGAUUUGUUGUGCAUCAUUGACUAAAACUUCGCGUGCUUCUCCUGUGCGUUUUCUUAUGGCUACUGUUGGAGAUAAAAGUAGUAGGGACGAGAUUGAUGAAGAACUGAAUAACACGGUGGAAGUAAUAACUUCUUCUGAUGAAGAUUCAGAUUCAGGAUCAGGUUCAGAUUUAGAUUCAGAUUACGAGAUUGAUGAUAAACUGAAUAACACGGUGGAAGUAGUAACUUCUUCUGAUGAAGAUUCAGAUUCAGAUUCAGAUUCAGGUUCAGGUUCAGGUUCAGAUUCAGAUUCAGUUGAAUCCGGACAUAGGAGGCAUCCUCCGGUUGGCGGAGGUGCAGACAUUAACAUAGAUGAAAGAUAUGAGAAACUCUUGAGCAAUUAUGCUAAACAAGCCUUGCAAGUAUACAAUGACCAAAACAAUGCGAGUUAUGAGCUUGAUCACCUUGUGAAGGCUAGUAGCCAUGUUGUUGCUGGCAUGAUGUAUUACAUUACUUUUACUGCACAUUCUGGAGAUAAUGCGCCUCAAACCUUUGACGCCGGAGUAUGGAUGAAAAUAAUGAAUUUUGGAACAGAAGUCACGUUUUGUGAGAUGGCAACUGAUUAAGCAGGGAGCUGGUACAUCUCAGGUGUAAGUUGCGGAGCCAAGUCGCAGUGAUGGAUUAUGUGUACCCAAUAAAAUUGUGGUUUAGUUGGUUCUUAUAAAAAAAAAUACUUUGGUUUAGUUGUUAAUAACACUAGUUUUUCCGGUUAAAACAAAGUUAAUUGAGAAUAUAGCUAAUUGUUUUGUCUAGAAAAUUCAAUGGAUUAACCUUUUUUAGUUGUCAGGAAUUAACCAAUAUAAAA
This is a messenger RNA of Arachis ipaensis, 862 nucleotides long. RefSeq lists its product as uncharacterized. The record is from RefSeq and is a predicted model, not a curated record. Gene Ontology annotation, molecular function: cysteine-type endopeptidase inhibitor activity. NCBI's taxonomy places the organism in Eukaryota, Viridiplantae, Streptophyta, Magnoliopsida, Fabales, Fabaceae.